AUGGUCAACACCAUCUUCAUCACAGGUGCCAGCUCUGGCAUCGGGCUCGCUUCUGCCAGGCUCUUCUUCGAGAAGGGCUGGAACGUCGUCGCGACGAUGCGCACCCCAGAGAAGGACACUGAGCUCAAGGAGCUCGCCUCGGGCCGUAUGCUCAUCCUCCGCCUCGACGUGCAGGACCUGGCCAGCAUCGCGCCUGCCGUUGACGCUGCUCUCGCCAAGUUUGGCUCGAUUGACGUGCUCCUGAACAACGCAGGGUACGGCCAGCUCGGGCUCUUCGAGAUGACGCCGCGCGAGAAGAUACAGGAGCAGUUCGGCGUUAACCUAUUUGGCCUGAUGGACGUGACGCGCGCUGUGCUCCCGCACUUCCGCAAGCACAAGAAAGGCGGGAUCAUCAACGUCAGCUCUGGCGUGGGGUACUCUGGCAUGCCGAUGAUGUCGACGUACGCCGCGAGCAAGUUCGCACUGGAGGGCUUCACGGAGGCUCUCGCGAUCGAGCUCGCGAGCCAGGGCGUGUUCGUCAAGUUGGUUGUUCCGCAUGACGGGAUCGGCGAGACGAGCUUCAGCGCCCGCGCGAGGUCGUCCGCUGCCUUGGACGCCGCGCUCAUGCCAGACUACGGCGCGUUCAUGGAGAAGUCCAUGGAGGCGAUUGGAAAGUUGAGUGUGGCGAAGGGGACCGAGGCCAAGGACGUUGCGCAGGCGAUAUUCGAAGCGGCGACAGACGGUACGGAUCGACUGCGGUAUUUUGUGGGAGAUUAUGAGCAUAGCUUUAUCAAGGUGAGGUACGGGUCAAAGAAUGACCAGGAGUACGUUGCAUAUGUGCGUUCUUUCUUCCAGUAG
Messenger RNA from Sparassis crispa, 837 nucleotides. RefSeq lists its product as uncharacterized. Gene Ontology annotation, molecular function: oxidoreductase activity. Bases 1 to 837 code for a protein of 278 amino acids. The transcript is spliced from 2 exons. The record is from RefSeq and is a predicted model, not a curated record. Lineage: Eukaryota; Fungi; Basidiomycota; Agaricomycetes; Polyporales; Sparassidaceae.